AAAUGGAAGAAAUUCAAAUCAUCUCUACUUGUUUAGUUAGAGCAUCUUCAAACUCAAACAAUGGCAACAAACACAUUUCCCAAAACAUUGAUAUGACACCAUGGGAUUUACAAUUCCUCCUUGUUGGCAUAAUUCAAAAAGGCCUUCUUUUCAAGAAACCAACUCCACAACAACAAAACAACUUGGUCAAAUCACUCAACUCUCUUUCUUUAGUUGAUCAUUUGAAAGCCUCGCUUUCACGUACCUUAGACUUUUUCCCACCACUAGCCGGGCGAUUCUCCACUACCAAAAACCCUAAUGACAACACAAUGACUUCUUUCUCCAUCACUUGUAAUAACUCUGGAGCUGAAUUCAUUCAUGCGAUCGCUCCAGAGUUAACAGUAAAAGAGAUUCUUGAAUCUUGUUACGUGCCAACUAUAGUACAUUCCCUUUUUCCACUAAAUAAAGUACGUAACGUGCAAUGUGUUACAAAGCCUCUACUUGGAGUACAAGUAACCGAGCUCGUAGAUGGUUACUUUAUUGGUUGCAGUAUGAGUCAUAGCCUCGGGGAUGGAACUUGUUUCUGGCAUUUUUUUAAUUCUUGGUCCGAAGUAACACGUGGAUCUGAGUUAAUUAGUCGAUUUCCGGCUUUAGAAAGAUGGUUUCCUCAAAAUAUAAAUCCACCAAUUUACUUCCCUUUGGAAUUGGGUGAUGAAAAAUUAUAUGAGUGUAUAGAUAUGCCAAUAUUGAAGGAAAGGAUUUUUCAUCUAAGUAAAGAAAAUGUGUGUAAAUUGAAAGCAAAAGCUAACUCUGAAAUGGGUACUAAGUCCAUUUCUUCUCUACAAGCUUUCUUGGCUCAUCUAUGGAGGUAUUUAUUUUUAAUUUUAUUUCAUGCGAUUCAAAAUCUAAUGUGCCUAUUGUUUCAAUUUCUUUGUUCAUUAAUCAUGAAGAUGUAUCCAAUCUUUAUAGGAUACAUCUAUUCGGGGUUGAUUUUUUAA
Solanum stenotomum is the source of this 977-nucleotide messenger RNA. RefSeq lists its product as uncharacterized. The transcript has a single exon. The coding region runs from base 3 to 977 and encodes 324 amino acids. The record is from RefSeq and is a predicted model, not a curated record. NCBI's taxonomy places the organism in Eukaryota, Viridiplantae, Streptophyta, Magnoliopsida, Solanales, Solanaceae.